Molecule: messenger RNA, 1077 nt
Organism: Aphanomyces invadans
Lineage: Eukaryota; Oomycota; Saprolegniomycetes; Saprolegniales; Verrucalvaceae
Exons: 1
Biological process (GO): response to reactive oxygen species; cellular response to oxidative stress; hydrogen peroxide catabolic process
Molecular function (GO): peroxidase activity; heme binding
Source: RefSeq, a predicted model, not a curated record
CCAUGAUUCGCCAAGUCGCCUCUCGAGCCGCCGCCCGUAUGGGCCCAAGCAUCCGCCAAGCGGCGCCCGCUGUCCUCACCCGCAGCUUCCACGCCGCUUCUCUUCCACGUGCCAAGGCGUCGAAUGCCGCUGCCAUGUCGAUGGCAUUCCUCCUGGCGUCUGCAACGUCGGCCACACUCUUGUACGCCAAGGAGAAGCCCGUCAAUUUGGCGGCAGUCCGAGAUGACAUUGUGGCGUUGAUCGAGUCCGACAACUCGCUAGCUCCUACGUUGAUCCGAUUGGCGUGGCACUCCUCUGGCACGUACAGCAAAGUGGACGGCAGCGGCGGUUCCAAGGGCGGUACCAUUCGGCACGACCCGGAAAUCAACCACGGUGGCAACCACGGCCUCGUGAUCGUCAUCGAGAAGCUGAACGCCAUCAAGGCCAAGUACCCGACGCUGUCCCAUGCUGAUUUGUACAUUUAUGCUGGUGUCGUCGCGAUCUCGGAAAUGGGUGGUCCUGAAGUGCCAUUUCGAUUGGGGCGCAAGGACGCGCCUUCUCAAACCGCGUGCACGCCCGACGACCGUCUCCCCGCGGCGGAUAAGGGCUCCAAGCCCAACACGAUCAAACACAUCCGGGAUGUGUUUUACCGCAUGGGGUUCAACGACCGGGAAAUUGUCGCACUGAUCGGCGCGCACGCCGUUGGCCGGUGCUACCCAACCCGCAGCGGCUACAGCGGCCCAUGGACUCGCGCAGAGACGACGUUCUCGAACGAAUACUUCCGCGAACUGGUUGAAAACAAGUGGACGCUCAAGAAGUGGGAUGGCCCGGAACAGUACACGGACCCGACCGGCGACCUCAUGAUGCUUCCGGCCGACAUGGCGUUCCUGUGGGACCCGCAGUUCAAAAAGUACGUCGACUUGUACGCCAAGGAUGAAGACGUGUGGCACAAGGACUUUGCCAAGGCGUUCCAGAAGCUCACCGAGAACGGAGUCAAAUUCUAAUGAAUACAUGAUGCCUUGUACCCAUUCCAAACACGAGCAAGUCGCCAUGACGAGGGAAGACGUGGCCAACUCCUCGUUGCCACAUCAAACAUUG